Scutellospora calospora is the source of this 173-nucleotide messenger RNA. Lineage: Eukaryota; Fungi; Glomeromycota; Glomeromycetes; Diversisporales; Gigasporaceae. The record is from the annotation of a GenBank genome assembly.
AAAAGAGAAAAAAUAAAACUAAAGAACCUGAAUCAAAGUCUAAACCACAAAAAAAGUAUAGAAAUCAAAAAUUAAAUAAGGAUAAUAGUAAAGAUAAUUUAAUUCAAACAUCAUCUGAGUUAUCUUAUACUACUAUUCUUACAGACCAAGAACAACAAACUUACAUUGAAUAG